Molecule: messenger RNA, 1988 nt
Organism: Diospyros lotus (date-plum)
Lineage: Eukaryota; Viridiplantae; Streptophyta; Magnoliopsida; Ericales; Ebenaceae
Product: membrane metalloprotease ARASP, chloroplastic
Exons: 1
Coding region: 200-1555 (451 amino acids)
Biological process (GO): proteolysis
Cellular component (GO): membrane
Molecular function (GO): protein binding; metalloendopeptidase activity
Source: RefSeq, a predicted model, not a curated record
AUUCAUGGAAUGUGGAAUUCAAACAGAGCAGGGGCGUUCACAUUCACGAUGACUUCCUCACCACAAAUCAUCAAAUAAAGAGAAAAGAAAAUGUGAAUUAUCCAAACUACCUGUCCACCAUCUAUCUAUUCUUCACUCCUUAGCCCAAUCUCAAAUUUAAUCCCCUUCCAAAGGAGGAAAAACACAGAAAAAACACACCAUGAUUAUACACCUCUCAUCCUCUCCAUCUUCUCUUUCUCUCACCCGCCUGCUUAAGUCGAGGUCACCCAUUUCGGAUUCUCCCCACAAGCCCAAAACCCACUUCUCAAAAUCGCAUCUUUCUUCGGCGUUGAACUCAUUCUCUCACAAUUUCCACUGCAAGAAUCAGUUUCUCUAUGGAAAAAGCGGCGACCCAGUUGGGAAAAGGCGAAGUUCCAGGGCCUGGGCCUUCUCCGGAUUCGAUUCCGGCGGCUUCGAGAGCGCCCAAUCGGUUUUAGAGGCGGCGGCAGUGUUGACGGCCAUCAUUGUUGUCCACGAAAGUGGCCAUUUUCUGGCUGCUUAUCUUCAAGGCAUCCGUGUUAGUAAAUUUGCAAUUGGGUUUGGUCCAAUUUUAGCUAAGUUCAAUUCCAACAAUGUAGAGUACUCAAUUAGGGCAUUUCCUCUUGGUGGUUUUGUGGGGUUUCCAGAUAAUGAUCCUGAUAGUGAUAUUCCAGUAGAUGAUGAAGAUUUGCUUAAGAAUAGGCCAAUCUUUGAUAGAAUUCUUGUUGUUUCGGCCGGUGUCAUUGCCAAUAUAGUGUUUGCUUAUACGAUAAUCUUUGUCCAAGUAUUGUCAGUUGGAUUGCCUGUUCAAGAGGCCUUCCCUGGGGUUCUUGUGCCUGAGGUUAGGCCUUUUUCGGCCGCUUCGAGAGACGGUUUGCUCGCCGGAGAUGUAAUUCUGGCGGUUGAUGGGUUUCAAUUGCCGGAAACAACAGGGCCUGGUGCUGUUUCUGAGGUUGUUGAUGUGAUUAAGAAAAACCCCAAAAGGAAUGUGUUGAUUAAGAUUGCUAGAGGGCAGGAAGAUUUUGAAAUUGGAGUCACCCCGGAUGAGAAUUCUGAUGGGACUGGUAGAAUUGGAGUUCAAUUGUCCCCAAACAUUAAGAUUUCAAAGGUUAGGCCGAAGAGUCUGACAGAAGCCCUGAAUUACUCGGGCAGGGAAUUCUGGGGUCUGACAUCUAAUGUUUUGGACAGCUUGAAACAGACUUUUCUUAAUUUCUCGCAAUCAGCCAGCAAGGUUUCUGGUCCUGUUGCAAUUAUAGCUGUAGGUGCAGAGGUUGCAAAGUCGAACAUUGAUGGACUCUACCAAUUUGCAGCUGUGCUUAAUCUGAACCUUGCAGUGAUAAACAUUCUUCCUUUGCCAGCUCUAGAUGGGGGUUCUUUGGCUUUGAUUCUCAUAGAGGCUGCCCGGGGAGGAAGAAAGCUCCCUUUAGAACUAGAGCAGCAGAUUAUGUCAUCAGGAAUCAUGUUCGUCAUAGUUCUUGGGUUGUUCCUCAUUAUCCGGGAUACUCUUAAUCUUGAUUUCAUUAAGGAUAUGUUGUGAAUACUUGGCUGGUCUAUGUGGUUCAGAAUGAUCAAAUGCUGGUGCAAAAUUAGGCAUCUUCGCUGGCAAUGUUCAAUGAAAGCUAUUACAAUUGAGUUCAUAAUGUUUGCUUGAAGUGAUCUCCUACUUGUUCUACGAUUUUAGGGCUGGUAAUUUUUGGCUCAGACUUGGAUCUGUUUCAUUUAACAUUGUUCGGUCUCUGCCUUUGUCUGGCAACCCCUCAUUGUGAUACCGGUAACACUCAUGAACUGGAGAUUCAAUACACAUAAGGUUUUAAAACUUUUAGUAAUUUGUAUCGGUGUGUACAUUAUAUGACAUUCCUACGUGAUAUUUCAUUAUUGAACGCACUAGAUCUAGCGGUUCCAUGGUGGCUAUGCUCUAUUCUUUAAAUUCAAACUUCAGAAAAGUGGAAAGUACUUUAUUUGGGCUUUAA